Messenger RNA from Quercus robur (English oak), 5888 nucleotides. RefSeq names its product disease resistance protein RUN1-like. Gene Ontology annotation, biological process: defense response; signal transduction. NCBI's taxonomy places the organism in Eukaryota, Viridiplantae, Streptophyta, Magnoliopsida, Fagales, Fagaceae. The coding region runs from base 94 to 3507 and encodes 1137 amino acids. The transcript has 9 exons. The record is from RefSeq and is a predicted model, not a curated record. Gene Ontology annotation, molecular function: protein binding; ADP binding.
GAGUCUUUUCAAGGGAACUGCUCGCAUAUGACAAUAUAGCUCUAACCAAAGCCACAGCUGAUAUCACACACACUGAAGCUUUGUAAGUUUCCAAUGGCUUCCUUAACCUCUGAAAUAGCUUCUUCUUCUUCAUUGCCCAAAUGGGAGUAUGAUGUUUUCCUCAGUUUCAGAGGGGAGGACACCCGUAAUAACUUCACAGACCAUCUAUAUGCUGCCUUGGAUCAAAAAGGAAUUAGAACCUUUAGAGAUGAUGAAAGACUUGAGAGAGGAAAAUCCAUUUCCACGGAGCUCUUGAAUGCUAUAGAAAAGUCGAAGUUCGCAAUCAUUGUUCUAUCAAGAAACUAUGCGUCUUCAUCUUGGUGUUUGGAUGAACUUGUAAAGAUUGUUGAGUGCAAGGAAGAGACUAAGCUAACAGUUUUGCCAGUUUUUUAUGGUGUGGAUCCCUCUGAUGUACGAAAACAGACGAGUUUUGCAGAAGCCUUUGCUAAACAUGAAGAUCUUAUCAAGAACGAAGAGAAGUUGCAAUCAUGGAGAGCUGCUUUGACUCAAGUUGCCAAUCUCUCUGGAUGGGAUGCACGGAAUAAGCAAGAGUCAACAAUCAUCAAAGAGAUCGUCAGAGAAAUACUUGGUGACUUGAAUUCUUCCUACUCGUAUGUACACAAGGAUCUAGUUGGAAUAAAAUCUCGUGUUAAGGAAAUGGAGGAUUUAUGUUUAGGUAUGGGGUUGAAUGAUGUUCGCUUCAUAGGGAUUUGGGGAAUGGGUGGAGUUGGUAAAACAACUCUAGCACGAGUCCUUUAUGACAAAAUUCAUUCUCAUUUUGAUGGCAGCAGCUUUCUUGCAAAUGUUAGAGAAAAAAGUGGAAACGGGGGAUUAGUUGCUUUACAAAAACAACUUCUUUCUGAUGUCUUGUUUGAAAGCAAUAUUAAUAUUUUGGAUGCUCAACAGGGAAUCAAUGUGAUAAUGAAUAGAUUAUGUUGUAAAAGGGUUCUUGUAAUUCUUGAUGAUGUGGAUCAACUUGAACAGUUAGAAGCAUUAGUAGGCAAGCGGAGUUGGUUUGGUCAAGGGAGUGUGAUCAUUAUGACAACUAGAGAUCAACAUCUAUUACUCAGACAUGAAGUGACUGAAAAGGAAAUAUACAAGGCUAGAUUAUUAAAUGAUGAUGAAGCUCUAAAACUUUUUAGUCUAAAAGCUUUCAAGCAAGACUAUCCUUCAGAAGGUUAUGAGUUGCCAUCUCAAAAGGUUAUAUAUUAUGCUCAAGGCCUUCCUCUAGCUCUCGAAAUUUUAGGUUCCUUCCUAGUUCGUAGAAAUCUAGAUGCAUGGGAAAGUCUCUUAGGUAGACUACAAGAAUGUCCUGAAAGUAAAAUUUUAGAUGUGCUCCAAAUAAGUUUUGAUGGUCUAAGGAGAACAGAGAAAAAAAUAUUUUUAGAUAUUGCUUGUUUCUUCAAAGGAAUGACUAAAGAUCGUGUAGCAAACAUACUACGAACUCCCCAUAGUAGGCCAGAUGUUGAUAUAGAUGUUCUCAUGGAAAAAUCGCUUAUAACCAUCUCAAAUGGAACAUUGUGGAUGCAUGAUUUGCUACAAGAAUUGGGUAAGGAAAUUGUUCGUUGUGAAUCUCCUGACGAGCCUGGUGGACGCAGUAGGUUGUGGUUGAAGGAGGAUAUCCUUCAUGUACUAAUAGAUAAUGCAGGAACAGAAAAGGUUGAAGGCAUCUUCCUCAACUCAUCUCCAAACAAAGAGGAUAAUGUUAAAGUCAAUUUUGAAGCCUUCUCAAAGAUGAGAAACCUAAGAUUGCUUAAUAUUGGUAAUGUGCACCUUCCUCAAGGCCUCAGUUUUCUUUCAAGUGAGUUACGUCUUAUGAAUUGGCUUGGAUAUCCUUUAAAAUUCAUGCCAACAAAUUUCCAUCCCAACAAACUUGUUCAACUCAUAAUGCCUCAUAGCCACAUCAAACAACUAUGGGAGGGAGUUUGGAGUUUAGAGUGGCUAAGAAUCAUUGACCUCAGUGAUUCUAGAGAGUUGAUCAUGACCUUGGAUUUUGCUAGAGUCCCAAAUCUUGAGAAGUUGAUUCUCAGGGGUUGCACAAAAUUGUCUAUGAUUCACGCAUCCCUUGGAGAUCUCAAACAUCUUAUUUUGUUGGAUUUGAACGGUUGCAAAUGUCUUAAAAGCCUUCCAUGCAAGAUCAGUUGGGAAUCUCUUGAAAUUUUUAUUCUUUCAGGUUGUUCAAAGCUGAAGAAGUUUCCAGAAAUUGUGGGGAAUAUGUCACGUUUGCUAGAACUUUAUUUGGAUGAGACUGCUAUAGAAGAUCUACCGUUAUCAAUGGAGCAGUUAACUGGGCUUAUCAAAUUGGUUCUAACAAAUUGCAAAAAUCUUUCAAGUCUUCCUGGAGCCAUUUGUAGUUUGACAUCACUAAAAACUCUCACUCUAUGUGGUUGCUUAAAACUUGACAAUAUGCCAAUGAAUUUGGGAAAUCUAGAAGGCCUAGAGGAACUAGAUGUAAGUGGAACUGCUAUAAGAGAGCCACCUUCCUCCAUCUGUUGCUUAAAAAAUCUCAAAAUACUAUCUUUCCAAGGAUGUAAUGGGCUGUCAUCUAAAUCAUGGUCAUGGAAGAAGCCGCUUAAUUUUCUGUUAAUGACAAAAACUCCAGAUCUCACGGGCUUGGUAUUGCCUUCUGUAUCAGGUUUGAGUUCAUUAACUGAAUUGAAUAUAAGGAACUGCAAUCUUCAAGCAAUACCUAGUGAUAUUGGCUGUUUGUCCUCAUUAGAAAAAUUAGAUCUAAGUGGAAAUAAUUUUGUUUUCAUUCCUCAAAGCAUUAAUCAACUAUCUAAUUUGAGAGAAUUUUGGGUGGCGAAUUGCAAGAGUCUUCAAUUGUUGCCGGAGCUUCGAUCAAGAAAUUACAUAGAAGUUUGGGCAAAUGGAUGUACCUCAUUGGAAUCUUUACUACCAUUUAAAAAAAAAAACGAUCAUCCAAAUUUUUAUUUAUAUCUUCUCGAUUGUUUCCAAUUGGUUGAAAAUCAAGGCCGCUGUGACUUGUUCACUACAAUGCUAAGAGAAUAUUUUCAGGAAUCAACUAUAAAAGAAAGAAAAAGAUUUGAUGUUUUUAUUCCUGGAAGUGAAGUUCCGAACUGGUUUAGGCAUCAAAGUGUGGGGGCUUCAAUAAAUCUGGAACUGCCUUCAUAUUUAUUUAAACAAUUUAGAGGAAUUGCUCUCUGCGCUGUUUUUCGACCCCACCUGCAUCAUCCACCUAGCAAUCUUAUUUAUUCCCUUGCGUGUCACAUUAAAGCCAAUGGAAAUUGGUUCAGUGGUACUCCAUGCGUAAGAUUUUUGAAAGAGUUUUAUACGGUUGAAUCGGAUCAUCGUUGGUUCAUGUAUUUGCUCCCUAAUUAUUUCCAACACUUCUUACGAAAAGAAUUUCUUCAAAUUGCUGAUGGAUCCAGCUGUCAACUUGAGAUUGAAUUCCUAUCCUGGGAUCCGAGAACAGAGAUAAAGAAAUGUGGGGCCCAUAUGGUAUAGGAGGGAGAAAUGGAAGAUCUGAAACAAAGCAUGGAUCAGACAGAGUGCAGCAUCAUUCCUCAUAAUGAGAGUGUUGAUCAUUUUGAAGAGGAUAUCAAAAGUAAGCGAAGUCGUGAUGAUGAGAAUGGAGGAGCUAGUGGAGAAGGUAGCUCCUCUACUCACAUACCACACCCUAAGACUAAGAGAGUACGACUCUCUGAUGGUGAGUGAGGACUCUCCGUGACAGUCAGAAAUCAAUUAGUGGCUUUCAGGAACCUGGGCCCUCUUUAUUAGAACUCUUUUCUAUGCCACAUUAUCACAAGCAUUUUGUCAAGAAGGUGGGGGCCUCUAUAGACUCUCAUCCCAUCUGAGUCCUCCAAUAUCUUGCUGUUGUCAUUGUCAACUUGAAUCAGGGCUCUGUUGUCAACACCAUAAAUUUUCAUGCGUUGCAACAAACUUUGCUUCUUGGUAAGCUUUUGCUGCUUCUGCUGCUUGUACUAUACAUCUUCAAAUUUCUGUACUACGAGGUAGUCAAGGAGGAGUUGUUUUAGCUAAAAUUUUGUUCUAUUAUACGUUUUAUGUUCUAUCAAAUUCAGCUGGAAUGAAUAUUGGUGAUAUCACAAUUUGGGAAGUAGGUUGGAGGGAGAGGCUUGUUUCUCAAAACUUCAAUGUUUGGGACAUUCGAGCCUAUUCAAUGGCCUUGGAAGUUUGACAAAUAUCUACACAGAUUGACAUAACUAUUAUAUAAUUUUUUAAGUUGGAGAAUAUGUGCUAGGAAAAUUUAUGAGGCUAAUAAUCUCUAUUUCACUAGAUGAUAGGCUUCGUUGGCCAAUAAUUAUGAUUAUAUGUAAACCGUGUGAAGUGGAGUCCUGAUGGUGCCGUUUUUGGUAUGUUACUUUAUGGGGAUUUAUUUAUUAAUUUUUUAAUUAUUAAAUUACCAUUUGUCCCAAAAGUUUAAAGUAUUAGGAAAAUGUGAAUUCGAUCAUUUGACCAUUGUUCUAACAGUCUCCCUAUUUAAAACUUUCCAUAUCAGGCGUUGUACAUUUGGAAGACAUAGUGUAGAUAUAUUCCUAUGAUAGUGGUGACGAUUUGCAGUACCAUCUAUGACGCUAACUGGUUUGUUUAGCCCCUUUUUUAAAUAAUUGUGUAUUUGCAAUGGAAUUUUUUUUUUUUCUUUCUCAGAUUGAUGCUCCUCUCGGUAAGGUUAAUGAUCUCACCUUUUCACAUCAAAACAGAAAACUAUGCAUCAUAACUUGUGGAGAGGACAAGACUGUUAUGGUUUACUUUACUUGGCAUAUUCUUUCAGUAUAAAAACAAUGUUGCACUGCAUUUGUGAAAGGUUCAUUUCUGUGCAGGUGUGGAAUGCUGUCGCUGGUAAUAAGCUGUACACUUUUGAGCGGCAUAAAGCACCAGCUUACUCCAUGUGCCCUCAUAAUAAGGAAAACCUUUAUGCUAUUCAUAUGUGAGACUAGUAAAGGACAACCAUACCUUGUGGAAUUGGAUGAAUGUUAGAUAGCUAUCAAGCUUGUAUAUCAUGGUUUUUGGAGGCAGUCUGUGGUGGUUGUGCCGUUUGAUACAAUGAAGAACCGGUUCCUGGCUACUAGAUAUGCGUUCAAAUUAAAAUUUUGGGACAUGGACAAUGGUUACCUCUUGACAAUUACUGCUGCAGAGGGUGGAUAACUGGCUGCUCCUUGCAUUCAAUUUUACAAGGAAAGGAUACUGCUUGCCGUAUCAACAAGUGAAAAUGGAAUCAAAAUACUUGCAAAUGCUGAAGGUGUAUGGCUUCUGCGUUCUAUUAAAGAUCAAGCUGUUCAUACCUCCAGAGUGGAUCCUGCAACUAUUGCAAAGGUACCGGUAAUUAGCUCCUUUGGUGCUUCCUAUUCAACUGCUGGAACAAGCACUAGAUAUUAGGCGAAGUCCACAGAAACAUUGAAGCUUUUGAUUUUCCAAAGAAUUUUCUUAUCAAAAUAUUCAGAAGAAUAUUUCAGAAGCUUAAAUUUUUAUUGACAUCUAUGCCUAUGUUCAGUUGACAUGUCUGAAUCAGGAUGAAAAGAUGCCUUCCGUGGAAGAUCUUGCUUAGGCCUAAAGCAUGUCUGUUAUGUAAAUGUCUUUUCGUGUGCUUGCUAUUAGUCGUUUUUUUUUUUUUUUUUGGUAGUCUGAGAUAUUGUUAACAAUGGAAUCUAUGCUAUAGAUUUCUCAAUCAGUUUUGAGUCUCUCUUAUGCAUCAUUGCAACGGCAUUCUGUGCUUUAAACAAAAAGGGCAAAGUGCUAAAUGUUGCAAUUUGUUGGACUUUUACUUCCCACCAAAAGAAGGGAACGCCCAUGUUACCAGAGUUGUAUGACUAUUUUUUCCUAAACACUAAUGCCAAAACCCAAGCCCAAAUCUGUGCAUCCAGGUCCAA